UCCGCGAUGAGUCUUCUGCCCUACCCCUUCUCUGCCGCGGCGGUCGGUUCCACCAGCGUCUCUGCACUGGCCUUCGUCGUCCCUACUCUCCUGUACGUAUUGGGCCUCAGCAUGCUCGCCCAUGCCCCUUUCAUGGAGGACGUCAUCCUACAUCUGGCCUCCCUCGACAAGCUCUGGAGCGUCUUCUCGAUCAUCUUGGGCCUCCUAUUCGGCUUCUACACCACUGCCAGCUUUUCCCGUUGGUGGGCUCUGCGGACCCUCACUGCCCACGCUGCUGGACGCUCGAUCGAUAUCACCGUCAUCUUGACUGGCGAGGGCAUGGCAGAGCACUUGGAUCUCUACCGACUGCUCCUCCUCAGCUACGCAAUACAUCUUAUUGAACUAACGGGCGGUCGAGGGGAAGAUCGAGUCGAAGCGCUAGAGGCUAUGGGGUUGCUAAAGAAAUCUGACACCAUAGCCCGGCCGUUGUCGGUCCCCGCAGUGUACUCAUGCUUUCUACGUAACCUCGCGGCCAUCAAGGAUGUACCCUCCCACGUGCGACUGUCUGUUCAAGCUGACCUUACUGUCUGUCGGGGCUGUGCAGGCGACUCUAUGAUGUAUCUGAGUACUCCAGUGCCGCCGACUCUGUCCUGGAUUGUCCACGGGGGUACGUGGGCGUUUCUACUUUUCAUGCCGUUCGGGUACGUAGCACCUCUCGCCAACCAUGACACUCAUGCUGUCAUCGUCAUUUCAUCGUCCAUUUUUAUUAUCAUGCAUACUUGGCUGCUCACUACAGACUAUGUGCUCAAUUCAACUAGAGGCUUCAAUCUGAACAAGUUUUGGUUGAACACUGUUGCUACUGUGGAGUCCCUUGUGAGCCAAUCGAUCGUAGAGGAGGCCCAACGGGAUAAGCCUCCCCAGCCCAGGCGAUUUAGUCGCCGCCGCCCACAAGACAGCAAGAAGGAUGCCUAAGAC
Molecule: messenger RNA, 954 nt
Organism: Perkinsus marinus ATCC 50983
Lineage: Eukaryota; Perkinsozoa; Perkinsida; Perkinsidae
Exons: 1
Coding region: 7-951 (314 amino acids)
Molecular function (GO): chloride channel activity
Source: RefSeq, a predicted model, not a curated record